GCUUUGGUGUCGUCAUUUCCGGUGCCCCAGUUGUGUGCAGUGAGCCUCACGCAGUGGUGCUGUCAGUGUUCCGACAAUGGCUCGUAAUGCAGAGAAAGCCAUGACGGCUUUGGCGAGGUUUCGCCAAGCACAACUUGAAGAAGGGAAAGUUAAGGAACGGCGGCCAUUUCUUGCCUCUGAAUGUAAUGAGUUGCCAAAAGCGGAGAAAUGGAGAAGACAGAUCAUUGGUGAAAUCUCAAAGAAAGUGGCACAGAUUCAAAAUGCUGGUCUUGGCGAAUUCAGGAUCCGUGACUUAAAUGAUGAAAUUAACAAGCUAAUCCGAGAAAAGGGGCACUGGGAAUACCGAAUUAAAGAGCUGGGUGGUCCUGAUUAUGGGCGCAUCGGGCCCAAGAUGCUUGAUCAUGAAGGCAAAGAAGUGCCAGGAAACAGGGGCUACAAGUACUUUGGAGCAGCCAAAGAUCUGCCAGGCGUUCGGGAGUUGUUUGAAAAAGAGCCUGCUCCUCCACCCAGGAAAGCACGUGCUGAGCUGAUGAAAGAUAUUGAUGCAGAGUAUUAUGGGUACAGGGAUGAAGAUGAUGGUGUGUUGGUCCCUCUGGAGAUAGAGGAAGAGAAGAAAGCCAUUGCUCAGGCUAUAGAGAAAUGGAGAAUAGAGAAGGAAGCCCGUCUGGCGCCAGGGGAGAAGAAUGAAGAGGAGGAGGAAGAAGUGAAUAUAUAUGCAGUGACUGCUGAUAAUGAGUCUGGAGAAGACAGCAACGAUGAGAAUGAAAGAGAGGAGGGACAGCAGAAGUUUAUUGCACAUGUUCCAGUACCAUCUCAGAAAGAGAUUGAAGAAGCCCUGAUACGACGAAAGAAAAUGGAACUUCUCCAGAAAUACGCAAGCGAGGCUCUCAUGGCUCAAAGUGAAGACGCCAAGCGGCUUUUAGGCGUAUAAUAUUGUAAAUGCAUGCAGCAACCCUCCAGGUCCUUGUAAAUUAUCCUGUUUUGUCACUUUUUGUACAGAAAAUAUAAAAUAUAGACUG
Bufo gargarizans (Asiatic toad) is the source of this 1019-nucleotide messenger RNA. It is a transcript of the gene ISY1, whose product is annotated as ISY1 splicing factor homolog. The transcript is spliced from 11 exons. Gene Ontology annotation, cellular component: Prp19 complex; post-spliceosomal complex; post-mRNA release spliceosomal complex. NCBI's taxonomy places the organism in Eukaryota, Metazoa, Chordata, Amphibia, Anura, Bufonidae. The record is from RefSeq and is a predicted model, not a curated record. The coding region runs from base 77 to 931 and encodes 284 amino acids. Gene Ontology annotation, biological process: mRNA 3'-splice site recognition; generation of catalytic spliceosome for second transesterification step.